This is a messenger RNA of Acyrthosiphon pisum (pea aphid), 2976 nucleotides long. RefSeq names its product microspherule protein Rcd5 (gene Rcd5). The transcript is spliced from 11 exons. The coding region runs from base 629 to 2353 and encodes 574 amino acids. Lineage: Eukaryota; Metazoa; Arthropoda; Insecta; Hemiptera; Aphididae. The record is from RefSeq and is a predicted model, not a curated record. Gene Ontology annotation, cellular component: MLL1 complex; Ino80 complex; NSL complex. Gene Ontology annotation, molecular function: G-quadruplex RNA binding; protein binding. Gene Ontology annotation, biological process: positive regulation of transcription by RNA polymerase II.
AAAUUAUUAGGAACUUAUAACGCAAAAGUGGUAACUUGAUUAACUUUUCUACCAGAAAAGAUGCUUAAGUUGAAAAUCGAAGUAUUUUUCUAUUACCUAUACACUAUACAGGCUAUAAAAACAUCGUGUGUACAGUAUACAGUAUAUAUACACAAAAAAAACACACAUAUUUAUAAAAUCAAUACAGUCAUCGCUCCGCUCAGAAUCUAAAACGCAUCAUUAUGAAACCAAUACAUUUACCGCCAGGAUUUAUAACAUUAAAUAAAAUAUUAUUUGAAAACACGAUUCAAAAUUCAUACACAAUAUUAUGUCAAAUGUGCUAUACUGCAGGUGCUUAAUAUCCACCAGACAAAUUAAGUAGGGACCUAUUAACAUAUUAUUAUUAUCAAUAUAAUAUUAUGCAUAUUGUACAAUAUUUAUUGUGCUAGUCGCACGGUAAAUAUGCGGUUGUUGGACACCCUGUGGUUUUAUCAACAGCCAGUAUCACGAUAUUGUUAACGAACAUAAUAUAAUCAUUAUUGUGUCAAAUGUCAAGUAAUUAGUUUUCUGUGGGACACCGGGAUUUUGUGUGUAUUAAGUGAUCAACUGGUUGCGACUUUGACUUUAAUUAUUGUACACGCACGGGAGAAUGGCUUCGAAUCUAAAUAUGAACGACAGUAGUGCCGCCAUGGAUGACAGUUCGAAGCGACGGAGCUCGCGUUCGAUAAAGCGGAGAAAAUUUGAUGACGAAUUGGUCGAAUCGAGUUUGGGUGUAGGUUUUGGGUCACCUUUGCCAAAAACUCAACGAACACGUACUCAGUCAUUGAACAUAACGUCUACGGGUUCGGAAAUGGAUAAUGCCAUGUCACCAGUUCAUAGUGUUCCUGAAGCAGUAAUUAUCGCAAAUACUACACCAUCUACUUCAACUACUCAACCACGGAAAGUUCCUCCAAACAGACCUCCUACAAGUACCAGUACAUUAAAUACUUUUGCUAAUGCUCCAUCUACUUCAACUGUUUCGACAUCAUCAAAUCGAAAUAGAUCGAGGAAGCAGAAGAAUUUAAAUAAAGAUUUAGGACGUUGGAAACCUACGGAUGAUUUAAUGUUGAUUCAAAGUGUUUUGCAGACCAAUAAUUUACCAAUUGUCCAUAGAGGUGUUAAAUUUAGUUGUAGAUUUACACUUAAAGAAAUUGCACAGAGGUGGUAUGCUUUGUUGUACGAUCCAACAAUUUCUAGACUUGCUGUAUCAGCGAUGCGCAAUUUACAUCCAGAAAGUGUAGCUAAUAUAGAAUCCAAAGCUCUAUUUUCUAUUGCUGAAGAAGAACUCUUGGCUACCAUACAAUCGAACUCUCAACCUACCAUCGAAACCUUUCAAGACUUGCUCACUGAAAAUCCAAACAUAUUCCAUCGAAGACGCACAGCUAAAAGUCUUAUGUGUCAUUGGCAACAAAUGAAACGAUAUUCUUUGCUAUCAGAUCAGUGUAGUGCCUUAGAAAAUCCCAUACCAAUACCAUUAAUGAGUGCAUUAGAAGAUCGAAAUAUUCAUAUUCUAAACAAUGAACAAGAAGUAACCACAUUAACUUCGGAGCAUAUUCCUACGUUUGCUGAAUGUGAAGACUUAUUAAAUGAUCAACAUUUAUUGAUGGAAAGACCUGAUCCCAUACUUGAGAGACAUCUUGCUUUAACUAACAAAAAAAUAAAAAAGGAAAUCAAAGUUUUGGAAGAUGAAUUACCUAGAGCACAAGUGUUAGUGUUUCCAAUGACUGGUAUCAAUCCUGUGGAAUUUGAACCUCAAACAUUGGCUGUGUUACGUGGCCGAUUGGUCAGAUAUUUAAUGAGGUCUAGAGAGAUUACCAUUGGACGUUCAUCAAAGUAUCAACAAGUUGACGUUGAUCUAAAACUUGAAGGACCUGCUUGGAAAAUAUCUAGACGGCAAGCAACUAUACGUUUGCGCAAUACUGGUGACUUUCUAAUUGCUUGUGAAGGUAAAAAGUGUUUAUAUGUUGAUGGAAAACCUUUGGCAGCUGGAAGUCGCUGUCGUCUCAAUCAUAAUUCUGUUUUGGAGAUUGCCGGAUUGAGAUUUCUUUUUCUUAUAAAUCAUCAAUUAAUAAAUACAUUUAAACAAGAAGCCUGCACACAAAACCAGGUGCAGUUACCCGUGCAAAUAGUUAACCAGACACCGCAGAAACAGAAUGCCAAUCAAAAGUCACAGAAGACUACAGUUACAAAAGCUGAAAAACCUGUGCAAACUAUUGAACAGCAGCAGCAACAGAAAAAACUAUUCGAAGAACAGCAAAAACUGCAAAUGGAAGAUCAAGAGAAAAGAAUAUUAGAAGAGCAGAGACAAAAAAUAAUUGCAGCAGCAACAAGAUGAACUAGAACAGCAACUGAAAUUGUUAGAGGCUGAAGAAGAAGAACACAACCAACGUCAACAAAAUUUGUUGUAAACUUUCCAUUUAAGUUAAUAUUUAUAUUAAAAAAAAUUGUAUUUAUUAAAAAAAAAUAUUUUUGUGUACAAUUUAAUAAUAGAUACUAUGAAACUCCUGUGACGUAUAUUACUGUACAUGGGAUAAUAUUUACUUUUAUAUUUUGAUUUCAUGUUAAACUAGUUUAUUACACAACUUUUGAUAUAUUUGUGUUAGAUAUUCUUUCUCAUUUACACAAUUUUUAAAUUGUAGUAUUAGGUAUCAACAAAUCGUUAUUCGAAUGUUAUAUAGUAAGUUGAUGAAUAUGUUAAUUUUACCAACUACUAAGUUUUUUUGUUGUUAUCUUACAGAAAAUCAAAUUGUAAAACUCAGUAUGUGCAUUGAGUUUCAGAACACAUGUGUACUUAUGUAUACUGUACAUUUUUACUUCUAUGCUUGAACUAAGAAGUUGUCAUUGUGCGACAAAAAUUAAUUUUGGUUGCAAACAACUAGUAAAUUGUAUUGGACAUGUUGGGGACACACAUUAUAAAAAUUAAAAACAACAAAUAAAAAUCCAAAUCCCCUAUGGCAA